This is a messenger RNA of Zea mays, 2360 nucleotides long. Its product is annotated as putative lysM-domain receptor-like protein kinase family protein. The transcript has a single exon. The record is from RefSeq and is marked validated. Lineage: Eukaryota; Viridiplantae; Streptophyta; Magnoliopsida; Poales; Poaceae. Gene Ontology annotation, molecular function: protein kinase activity; ATP binding. Bases 26 to 2113 code for a protein of 695 amino acids. Gene Ontology annotation, biological process: protein phosphorylation.
GCCAACGCCGCAGGCUGCUUGUGCGAUGGCCUCGUUCCACGAUCUCACCGCCACCGCCGUGCUCCUCUUGCUCUUUUCCAUCCUCUCCGGCGGGUUGGCGCCGCUGCAAGUCCAGGCGCAGCAGCCGUACGGCAGCCAGAUCGCCGACUGCACCAACCAGCACAACUCCUCCAGUCUGCUUGGCUACUUCUGCGGCGCCGCCGGCAGCGCGCCGUCGUGCCCGACCUUCCUCACCUUCACAGCCCGGGCGCAGUACUCGAGCCUCGCCACCAUCGGGGCGCUCCUCGGCGCCGACCCCGCCAGCGUUCUGGCGCCCAACGAGGCCACCGGGGCGGACGCGCCACUCCCGGCGGGCACCAGGGUGCUCGUCCCAGCGACGUGUGCCUGCACGGCCACGCCGGGCGGCCGGUUCUACCAGAGGAACGCCACGUACGUCGCCGUGGCCGGUGACACGCUGCUCAUCAUCGCCAACAACACGUUCCAGGGCCUCACCUCGUGCCAGGCGCUCGAGGCGCAGGCCCUCCGCGGCGCGCCGCCGCAGAGCCUGGACGUCGGUCAGUCCCUCCCCGUGCCGCUGCGCUGCGCGUGUCCGAGCGCGGCGCAGGCCGCAGCGGGGGCGAGGUACCUCGUCAGCUACCUCGUGGACGUGUUCGACGACCUCACCACCGUGGCCGCUCGGUUCGGGGUCGACAUGGGGACCGUCGCGGCGUCCAACCAGUUGCAGCCGCCUUUUACCAUAGACCCCUACACCACACUGCUCAUCCCCGUCAGCGCGCAGCCUAACGUGUCGCGCAUCCAGACGCCGCCGUCGCCUCCGCCGCCUCCGCCGGUGGUAGCGCGCGCGCCUGCUCCGGGCAAGAAGAGCAGUAACCAUGUCGGGGUCUACAUUGGCGUUGCUGUGGCAGUGGUUGUUGUCGCCGCGAUUGUCUCAGCCGGAGCUUUCCUCGCAGUGAGGGCGAGGAGGAGGCGAGCCGGCGCCGUUCUAGCCACCGGCGAAGUGGCCAAGAAGGAAAGUAAGGCAGGCAACGACAGGGCGGCGACGUCGUCGGGCUUCACCGGCGGCGAGUUCUCCCUUUCCACCAGCGAGGCGUUCUCGAGCAUUUCCGUGACGGACAUCAAGUCCUCGCUGAAGGUGUACACCUACGCGGAGCUCAAGGCGGCCACCGACGACUUCAGCCCUGAGCACCGCAUCGGCGGGUCGGUGUACCGCGCGGCGUUCAACGGCGACGCCGCGGCCGUCGAGGUGGUGGACCGGAAUGUGUCGACGGAGGUGGAGAUCAUGCGGAAGAUCAACCACCUCAAUCUGAUCCGCCUCAUCGGCCUCUGCCACCACCGCGGCCGGUGGUACCUCGUCACCGAGUACGCCGAGCACGGCGCGCUCCGGGACCGCCUCCUCGCGUCCGCCACGGGCACGGCGGCGCCACUGACGUGGGCGCAGCGGGUGCAUAUCGCGCUGGACGUCGCCGAGGGGCUUAGGUACCUGCACGAGUACGCGCGCCCGGCGUGGGUGCACAUGGACGUCAGCAGCGGCAGCGUCCUCCUUGCCGGUGACGGGCCCCGCGCCAAGCUCCGGGGCUUCGGCGCCGCGAGGGCCAUCACGGGCGCCACCGCCGGCGUCGACGGCGAAGAGGGCGCCGAGGAGGCGCUGUUCACGAUGACGAGCCGCAUCGCGGGGACGCGCGGGUACAUCGCGCCGGAGUACCUGGAGCACGGCGUGGUGUCGCCAAAGGCCGACGUCUACUCGCUCGGCGUCGUGCUCCUGGAGCUCGUAACGGGCAGGGACGCCGAGGAGCUGGUGGGCGACGGCGUGGGCGAUCCGUUCGUCGCCCUGCGCGAGCUCGCGGAGGAGCUCGAUGGCGGCGGCGACGCCGUGCUGCAGCGGCUGGAGGAACUCGUGGACCCGGCGCUGCCGGCGGGGAGCUGUCCGCAGGACGCCGUGGUCAUGGUGGUCAGGCUCAUCGAGAGGUGCGUCAGGCAAGACCCAGCGCGCCGUCCCACAACCGGGGAGGUGGCGCAGCGCCUCCUCAAGCUGUCUGGGGUCUCGGUGGUCAGCUGGCGGAACUCGCCGGAGUCGCCCCGCAGCUCCGGCAGUGGAAAAGGCCUCAUGUACUAGCAGAGUAAUAGUAAUAGCAAACCAUAGGUGCCAUUGGACGCGAAAUGUGAAGGUACCAGAGAGAAAUCUUACUGUUUUGAGUUGAAUUGAAUUUUGUUCAUCGAAGGACACGAACACUGUAAACAUGUAUGUACUAUAUUGAGGGGCGCCAUGAUCCGAAGACAGGGGGCAGAAUCGCAAAGAUGACAACUAGCGAAGACCCCGCCGGGUUUCCCCUCAUCCUAGACUAAAAAUUCUCCGUUUCAAU